Apis cerana (Asiatic honeybee) is the source of this 9598-nucleotide messenger RNA. RefSeq names its product plexin B (gene PlexB). Gene Ontology annotation, biological process: negative regulation of cell adhesion; regulation of GTPase activity; positive regulation of axonogenesis. Gene Ontology annotation, molecular function: protein binding; semaphorin receptor activity. Gene Ontology annotation, cellular component: plasma membrane; semaphorin receptor complex. Lineage: Eukaryota; Metazoa; Arthropoda; Insecta; Hymenoptera; Apidae. The record is from RefSeq and is a predicted model, not a curated record.
AGGAUAUAGAUCUGAUAAAUUCAAAAUUGUUACAAUACGUUUUACCAUUGAAGCAUAUAAACAGUACAAGUUUUCAUCCGCGGGAGGACGCGAUAUCUGUAGUUUGAUAUCAUACAACCAAAAGAAAGAAAAAGAAGGUUAAAAAGAGAGAGAGUGAUAGAACUAGUCAAGAAGAGACACUGAACCGUGGGAAAAGCUUGAUGAGAGCAAGAAAGAGAGAAAGAUAAUGAACAAGCGGCGCAUGCCGUAGCCACGGCCCCCAACUUGCUCUAAACUCGUGCAGCCUGUCGCUGUCGGUCGAAUUUUAAUGGCGGCUCAUUCUGAUUUCAUGUUUAGUGUUAUUAUCAAGUGACGGUAUUUGUAUUUUUUAUGUAUUAUUAAAGAGAACAAUAGCAAAUUCUAUUGAAUUUCGAGUGUAUGAUAUUUCAUGAUUUGAAGAUUGUAUCGGAAAUUCGUAUCAAAGACAGUGCAUAUUCGUGAUGUGUAGCGACUCUAGCGCACGAACAUUCCAUCGUGUAGUCGUAUUAUACAUUUUGUCUUUUUCAUGAAAAAGUGGUUGUAUGUGACAAAUUGAAGUGGAUUGGUUUUAUUUUAUACAUUACAUAUACUGAUAUAUAUAUAUAUAUUAUAUAUAUAUAGAUAUAGAUAUAUAUAUAUAUAUAUAUAUAUAUAUAUAGAAGAAAAAUUACACGAGCAAAUUAAUGGUCAUAUCAGAUCGAACGAAUCGAAGCUGCAAACUUUUCUCAGCUUGAAGACAAUUAUUGAUAAGUAAUAGAAUAUUCUUGUCUUUGUGUAAAGACACUGGCUCUAACUGUCAAGUGCAGCUAUGCUGCUUACACUAAUGAAGGGCGGUGCGUGCAACGAAGUUACUCAAAAAGUGUGGAGCCAUCUGCCCUAGCCUGACAUCGACGAAAUGUUUUAGUAUCGAAAUCGAAGUGCCAGGCAAUGUGCAUCAUGUCGGUGCCUGGAUACAUAUACAACUGGUAGUACUGUACGAUACUAGCCUUCUUCAGUGGGAUAUAUACCCUUAUUAUACUUUCUAAGCUUCCUACCCUAAACUUGUAUAUGCACAAACGCACACGCAUAGCGUGUGCGCAUGUGCUUUAUCAACUUUUGCCUACACAUCAUGAGAUUCUUGGGAUUUAUAUCAUUUCCCAUUUCGGCUACUGUGUUAUCUUUUAAAUUGCUGUUACCACUUCAUCGAUUAUUCUUUUCAUCCAUGUCUGUUGCCACUUGGUUUCUGUUGGUAUUGGUAACUGCAGCCAUAGAUACACCUGCUAGUACUGUUCCAUCUGUGCAAGAAAAUAGAUCUUUACAUAUUAUAACACAGUUUCCUAUGGGAGAUAGUCAGAGAUAUGGAUUUUAUCCUUUAGAUCCAAAUACAACGAGAGAAGGUGCCCUUCGAUUUAAUCACCUUACUAUAGAUCCUGUAACAGGAAGAUUAUAUGCAGGUGCCAUCAAUAGACUUUUACAAUUAGAUUCUAAUCUCAGACUGGAGGAAUAUGUUUCAACAGGACCAAGAUUGGAUAACCCUCAGUGCCAUGCAACAGGCUGUCCUUCUAGAGAUAUAACUACAUCUUUAAUGGAUAAUGUAAACAAACUAUUAAUUGCUGAUCUUGAAUCACAAACAUUAAUUGCAUGUGGUUCCCUUCUUCAAGGUGCUUGUGAAAAGUACAAAAUGUCAAACAUAUCUAUUAAACCGGAGUUCAUUCCUCAUAGUGUAGCAGCAAAUGAUGAAAAUUCUUCUACGUAUGCUUUUAUUGGACCUGAAAGAUACAAUGCUUGGGGACAAACAAAUAUACUUUAUGUUGGUACUACAUUUACUAAUAGAGGAGAUUACAGACACGAUGUGCCUGCUAUUUCCAGUAGAAAUCUUCAUAAUUUAGAAUUUGCAGAAUAUACAUUUAAUAAACAGUCGAUUGUAUACAUCGAUGUAAAAUAUCGAGAUCAUUUUUUAGUUAAAUAUGUGUAUGGUUUCAAUGCCAGCGAUUAUGCGUAUUUCGUAUUGGUACAAAAGCAAUCUCAUCUUCCUGAGGAAGAGGAAAAGGGUUAUAUUUCUAGAUUGGCUCGGAGUUGUAUCAGUGAUCCAAAUUAUGAUAGUUAUACAGAAGUGACACUACAAUGUACUGUCGAUUUAGGAGAUGGGAAACCACAGUUUUAUAAUUUAGUACAAGAUGCAAAAGUAGCACCAGCUGGUAGUGAUAUAGCUACACAACUUGGUAUUUCAGUUGGUGAUCCUAUUUUUGUUUCUGUAUUUUCGCCAAGUAGAGGGAUUACAAAUGAACCACUUUCUCGCUCAGCACUUUGUGUUUAUAGUUUACAAAAUAUUGAAACAAAAUUCACUGAAAAUAUUCAUAUGUGUUUUAAUGGUAGUACUAAAUACAGAAAUAUGGGCUAUGUCAGUGGUCCUAUACAAGAUGGAAAAUGUCCCACAGCAGGAACAACAGGAAAUAUCUUGAAUUUCUGUGAAGUGGGUUUGAAGAUUUCUGGAAUGUCGCCAAUUGUGGGAGAAGCAAUUUUAUAUUUUCCCGACGAAUUCAUCACUUCUGUAACAAUAGCUAAUACAGAAAGUCACACCGUUGCAUUCUUAGGUACUAAUGAUGGCGUCCUCAAAAAAGUUUUACUUUCUGGAAACGAAGCAUUCGUCUAUGAAAGCAUUAUAAUUGAUAAAGGAAAUAGAUUGAUGCCCGAUACUUUAAUUUCACCAGAUGGAGAACAUAUUUACGUUUUAUCAACUUCUAAAAUUUCUAAGGUUCAAGUGGAGCAUUGCAGUAGUUAUAUUAAUUGUAGUAGUUGUUUAGAUGCAAAAGAUCCUUAUUGUGGAUGGUGUUCAUUAGAGAAAAGAUGUACAGUCAGAGGAGAUUGUCAGAAAGCAAGUCACAGUAGUCCAAGGUGGUUGUCUUUAGGUACAGGACAACAAUGUAUUGACUUUGAGCAAGUUCUUCCAGAUCGUAUGCCUAUCAAUCAAAUGACCACAGUUCAUUUAACAAUUCGAACUUUACCCGAAUUACCAGCGGGAGCGAACUAUAAAUGCGUUUUUGGUAACGCAGAACCUAUAGAUGCAUUAAUGACCGGAUUUGGAUUAUCAUGUCCUACACCAUCUGUUAUUGAAAGACCAAAUAUACCAGACGGAGCCGAUCAUGUUCUAGUACCUUUAUCCGUGCGUUCUAGUGAAACUAAUAAAGAUUUUGUCUCACGAAAUUUCGCAUUCUUUGAUUGCUCUAGACAUACUGUUUGUACAGAAUGUGUAAAAUCUCAAUGGGCAUGUAGUUGGUGUGUAUAUGAUAAUAAAUGUACACACAAUACAAGCUGUCAAGGUAUCAUUUCAGGAGAAAACAAUCAAGCGAAUUUGGCCGCGCAUGGUGCACAGUACUGUCCCAGAUUUGUGCAACGCGAAGAACCAUUGAUGUUACCUAAUAGUGUACCUAAAGAGAUAAUGCUUGAAGUUGAAAAUUUACCACAUCCCCAAGUAGGACACACUGGUUUUCAAUGCAUCGUUUCUAUUGAAGGUGCCAAUUUAAAGGUACAAGCUCGUGUUGAUAGCAGUCGUUUUAUAGUUUGUGAUAAAACGGUUUAUUCGUACGAAGCAGCCACUGGUGAAUAUGAAGCAGAAAUAACUGUUGUUUGGAAUAUUAACCAUCACGUGGAUAAAACUACUAUUGUUCUUUAUAAAUGUGAAGUGUUAGGUUCGCAUCGUGAACAUGCAGAUUGUUCCCUUUGCGUGACCAGAGAUGCACGCUUCGAAUGUACUUGGUGUGGUAAUAGUUGUGUGUAUCGACAUUCUUGUUUACACUCCCCAUUUACAGAGUGCCCAAAACCGAGGAUAGAUAUGAUUAAACCUUUAAGUGGACCGAUCGAAGGUGGUACAUUAGUCACUAUUGAAGGUAGUAAUCUAGGGCUAAAAGAAAGUGAUGUGGAUGGAAAAAUACAUAUUGGUAAUACUCCAUGCAUAUUAGUUGACUAUGAAGUAUCUGUACGCAUUGUAUGCCGUACUGGAAGACACGAAGCAACAGAUACUGCUUCUGUAGUUGUUGGUAAUGAUGCUGGAUAUACUGAAAGUGCAGUAUUAUUUAAUUAUAAAGAUAUAAGAUUAUCUGGUGUUUAUCCAUCUGUUGGUCCACAAAGUGGUGGGACUCAACUUGCUAUUACUGGAAUGUAUUUGAACAUUGGUAGUACUAUUUCAGCUUAUUUGGAUGAAUUACCGUGCCAUGUUAAUGCCACGCAAGCGAGCAGCACAAGAUUAACUUGUGUAACAAGUAAAUCUGACAGAGUAAGAAAAAUUGACAGACUGACUCUUAGUAUAGAUGGUGCAAAUCGCACCUUAGUUGGUAAUCCUUAUAAUUACACUCACGAUCCUACUAUUAUGGAGAUUAAGCCACUAACAAGUUUUGCUUCCGGUGGUCGUAUGAUUACCGUACAUGGUACCAAUUUAGAUACAAUUCAAAAACCUGAAAUGGAGGUUUACUUUGAUAAUGAAUUGCUACCUGUGAAUAGAACAAUUUGUACAGUAUUAAAUCCGACACAGAUGGAAUGUCCAAGUCCAAGCGUUGCUAAGCGUUUUAUGACUCUUCGUCGCAAUGAGCGUGCUACUGUUAAUGGUCAAAGUACACCAUCUCAGUCAUUAAAAUUAAAAGAAUCUCAGUUAUCCUUAAAAAUAGCAUUCAUUAUGGAUAAUGUAGAAAGUGUUCGAGAUUUGGAAAAACAUUUUAAAAGUCUUAGAAAUCGUUUACUUUAUGUGGAAGAUCCGAAAUUCUUCGCCUUUCCACGGAACAUCAAAUUAUAUAAAGGAGAUACAUUAGUUAUUGAAGGAGAAAAUUUGAUUUUUGCUAGUGAUGAAUCAGAUGUAAAUGUCACAGUUGGAACAAUGCCAUGUAAUGUGACAUCACUUGCUUUAACUCAAUUAGUUUGCAUUCCUCCUGAUCAACAACCAUCUGAUACAGACGAACUCGGAAUUAAAACUGAAAAUAAUCUACCUUUAGUAGUAGUACGUGUAGGUCGUAGUCUGAGGUUUCCUAUUGGUUAUCUGCAUUAUGAAGUGAUUAAAUCUUAUCCAAUUCCACCGGAAGCCAUUGCUGGAAUAGCUGCUGGCACUUUUGGUCUUGUAUUUUUAUUUGUUUUAGUGUUAAUAAUAUAUAGAAGAAAAAGCACACAAGCAGAAAGAGAAUAUAAAAGAAUACAAAUACAGAUGGAUACUCUAGAAAGCAAUGUUAGAAUGGAAUGCAAACAGGCAUUUGCAGAAUUACAGACUGAUAUGACUGAUUUAACUGCAGAUUUGGAAUCAUCUGGUAUUCCAACUCUAGAUCACAAGAAUUACAUCAUGAAAGUAUUUUUUCCUGGUGUUACACAUCAUCCCAUAUUAAAUGAUCCUAGAUCGCGUAGUAAUAUAUCUCGAACAAAUUAUGACGCUGCCAUGAUCCAGUUUGAACAGUUAAUUAAUAAUAAAUACUUUGUAUUAACUUUUAUUGAAACUUUAGAGGCUCAAAAAGACUUUAAUAUUAGAGAUAAAGUGAACGUUGCAUCAUUACUUAUGGUCGUCCUGAUGGGUAAGAUGGAAUAUGCAACUGACAUACUUAUGAAUCUUUUAUUAAGACUUAUUGAGAAGGCGGUAAAUACGAAACAUCCGCAAUUAAUGCUUCGAAGAACUGAAUCUGUGGUAGAAAAAAUGUUAACGAAUUGGAUGGCACUUUGUAUGUAUAAUUAUCUUAAAGAUUAUGCAGGUUCCUCUCUAUUUUUAUUAUUCAAGGCAAUAAAACAUCAAAUAGAAAAAGGUCCCGUGGACGUAAUUACACAUGAUGCUAGAUAUUCGUUAUCUGAAGAGAGACUGCUUCGUGAACAAAUUGAACAUAGUGUAGUUACUCUUCAUGUCGUCCAAGAUGAUCUCGAUGAAAAAAUUCAAUGUAAGGUAUUAGAUUGUGAUACUAUAAAUCAAGUGAAGUCCAAGAUUUUAGAUGCUCUCUACAAAAAUACUCCUUUUUCGCUGAGGCCGUCCGUUCAUGACGUAGAUUUGGAAUGGAGACACGGUAGAGGCGGUCAUUUAACUCUUCAAGAUGAAGAUCUCACAACAAAAUGUAGCGGCGAGUGGAAAAAAAUAAAUACACUGGCACAUUAUGGUGUCAAGGAAUCAGCAGUAAUGUCAUUAAUUCCUAGACAGAAUGAUAGUUUUUCUGUCGCCUGUAAACCACCAUGUCACAAUUGCAAACCAUCGCAUUAUCAUCAUCAACAACAAUCUAUUCAUCAUACCCAUCAUCACCAUUUGCAUCGUCAUGCAAAUCAUUGUUCGUCCACACAUCUUCCAUCCACACCUAAUCACAACUUAAUUACUCCUGUAAUGUAUAAUCAUCCAGUCAGUGGUUUAUACUUCGAAUCUCAUUCACCACCGAUUAUAACAGCAAACGGUGACGUAGAAAGUGGUCAUGGUGGUAAUCAACGAUUAUAUCAUUUGGUAAGGCCUAUAGAAGAAAGUCAUUAUCCGCCAGGUAUGGGUUUUACUGGUAGCAAGCAUCAUCAUCCGGAACGAACACACAAAGCUAUCCCUGAAAUAUUUUUAACAAGAUUAUUAUCGACGAAGGGUACUGUUCAGAAAUUCGUUGACGAUUUUUUGAAUACAAUAUUAACAGCGAAUGAAGCAUUACCUAGUGCUGUAAAGUGGUUGUUCGAUCUUUUGGACGAUGCCGCGAAGCAACAUGGAAUUGUUGAUCCGGAAGUGCCACAUGCAUGGAAAUCGAACAGUUUACCUCUAAGAUUUUGGGUGAAUUUUAUUAAGAAUCCAGACUUCAUGUUUGAUAUUAAUAAAUCAACUACGGUUGACUCAAGUCUAUCCGUGAUCGCACAAACAUUCAUGGAUUCCUGUUCAAUGACGGAGCAUAGACUUGGAAAGGACUCACCGUCGAAUAAAUUACUUUUUGCUAAAGACAUACCACAUUAUCGAGAAAAAGUAGGUCGUUUUUACACAGAUGUACAAAGACUGCCACAAAUCACUGAUCAAGAAAUGUCUAGUGCCAUGCAACAACUAAGUGCAUCACAUGCGAACGAAUUUGAUGUGAUCGCAGCACUGAAAGAACUUUAUAUCUAUGUCAGCAAAUAUUAUGAACAAAUCCUAGAGGCCUUGGAGACAGACGCGGGCUGUCGCAAAUUACAUCUAGCUCACAGGCUAGAAAAUGUGGCGUGCACACUUGAAGGAGAGGAAACCAGUGCCUGCUGACAUAACCUUCUCAUUGCCAUCCCAGGACCCGUCAAUCUCUCCAGAAAUACUGAUUAGUGCCUCCAUUUCAUGCAUCAGAUACACCUCGUUACAUAUGUACAAAUCUACAUCAUGUGAAUAACAAUGCCGUAAAAAAAUUUGUGCGAUUUCGUUAAGGCUAGUCAGGCGAUAGUUUUUCUCAGGAUAACUUAUCCUGAUUGUAGUAUUUACGUCUAUAUGUCAUAGCCGUAUCGAAAUACGCUCGUAAACACGUAUAGAUAUUAGUAAAAUGAUAAAAGGAAAAAUGACUUUAUCCUUUAAAUUAGAUUUUUUUAUUAAUGUUAUAUAUUUCAUUUAUUUUAAUAUAUAUAUAUAUAUAUAUAUAUAUAUUUUCUUUAUGUUUAGUCAACAUUUUUUUGGCAUUUUUUUAGCAUAAUAUAAUAAAAAAAAAUAUUUUAAAUAAAAAUUUAUCAGUUUCUGAUUGGAUGUAUAAAAAUAUUAACAUGUUUUUUUUACAUAAAAUAACCAAAAUAGUCAAAUGACAUAUUUUUAAUAUUACAAUAAAUUUAAUCUAAAAUCUAGUAUAUUGUGGCCUUAAGAUAAUUAUAUAUAUUAUUAAUAAAUAAUAUUAUUAAAUAAAUCCAACAGUAUCAACAAAAUUGUAAUUAUUAUAUAUAUUUAAAACAAUACUUAAAUGAAAUACUUAAUUAAAAUGAAAAUUAAUAUUAGAAAAAACCUCUGGAAAUAUAAAAUAUAUGUAUGUAAUGGAAUAUAUAUCAAAAUGCUUUAUUUGAGAUGACAAUUAAAAGUGUAAUGCACAGAUUAUAUAGAAGAUGAAUUACAAUUUGAAAAUAGAUUAUAAAAAUUUAUUGUAUUUAUCAUAUUACUUAUUAUUACUUAUUUAUUUCGUUUAUAUGUUCUGUUAACAUUGAUGUUUAUAAAUUUUGUUACAAAUUUCCUAUUAUUUUAAUUAUAUAAAUAUAAUUAUUGUUACUGUUGGAUUUAUUUAAUAAUAUUAUUUUAAAUAUGUAAUUUAAUUUAAAUAAAUAAUUUUCCAUUAAUAUACAUUUGUGUUGAUUAGACUUAAAUUUUUAAAUUCAAGGUCAUAGUUGUAUUUAUGUUGUUAAUUAUAAUUUUGUUAUAUCUCAUGAUCAUGAAUAUGCAACAAUUUUUUAUGAAAACAAAUUUUUGAAAAUUUUAAAUAUAUUAAUAUGUAACAUAACUGAUCAGAAACUGAAAAAUUUUUAUCUAUAACAUUUUUUUAUCAUAUUAUCAGAAAUGCCUGAAAAAUUCUAACUAAAAAUAUAUAAAGAAUAUAUCUUAUAGAAUGUUAAUAUAUUCGUGAAAUAGAAUUUUUGAAAGGUUGAUUCUAAAGAUCAAAACAAAAUUAAUUUACAAAAAUGUUGAAAAUGUGAGACAUGAAUAUAGUACAAUGAUGUAAUAGAAAUAGAGCAGUUUUUUUUUUUAUUUCUUUAUUUUAUUUUUAAUUCACUAAUAUAAAUUUUAAUUGCUUAUAAUUUAAUAAAUAAAUCUUAAUCAAUAUUUUUGCAAUUAAUUUUCGUAAUAUUUAAUCUUUAAAGUUAACUUUUUUAAAAUAUUAAUAUAACGAAUAAAUUAACAAUCUAUAUAUAUAAUUUUAUAUAUAUAUAUAUAUAUAUAUAUAUAUAUAUAUAUAUAUAAUUUAAUAUUUGUAAGAAAUUAUAAAAAAAUAAUAAAGAAUCUCAAUGCAAUCAGUAAAAUUUCCAUUAAAUAAAAAAUUAAAUAAAAAACGUAAUUUGUCAUAUAAUAAAAAGUAUAUCUUUUCAAUGAUGUAACUAAAUAUUAAUAUUAAUUUAAUCAUUGCAUUUAAGAUUUGAAAUGCAAAAUUCAUGUAAAAUAUUUAUAACAAAGAAAAAAAAAGUAAAGAAAAUUAAUGUUUUCAUUUUUAUUGUUGGCCAAAUGUCUGUACGUGUAUACGUAAUAUAUAUAACAGGAAAAGAAUAUAAUGUGUAAAAAUUUAAGUGAGAAAAAAGCCAUAGUGUCCAUCAGACUGUCUGUACAAAAGAAGUACGGCAGCAAGUAGUCUGUGAUCCGAACACAAGUGGCUAUGCCUACUAUCUUCAUUAUGAUAUAUAUUAUUAAUAUGUUAUAUAUUAUAUAUAUAUAUACAUAAAAAAUGUGUAAAGCAAAGAUCACAACAUACAUCUUCAUGGAUUAUAGUGAGCUAGUUAGAGAGGAUCUAUAUAUGUAUUAUAAUAUAUAAUUGAGAGUGAAAAAUUCUUUCAAAGAUGACAAAAGAAUGAAUGUGUGAGAGAAAGAGAGAGAGAGAGAGAGAGAGAGAGAGAGAGAGAGAGAGAGAGAGAGAGAGAGAGAGAGAGAGAGAGAGAGAGAGAGAGAGAGAGAGAGAGAGAGAGAGAGAGAGAGAGAGAGAGAGAACAA